Molecule: messenger RNA, 793 nt
Organism: Paramacrobiotus metropolitanus
Lineage: Eukaryota; Metazoa; Tardigrada; Eutardigrada; Parachela; Macrobiotidae
Product: NADH dehydrogenase [ubiquinone] 1 alpha subcomplex subunit 5-like
Exons: 1
Coding region: 223-636 (137 amino acids)
Biological process (GO): respiratory electron transport chain
Source: RefSeq, a predicted model, not a curated record
UGCACACAGGGGUGUAGCUGUAUUACCGCACUCGCAAUGCUCAUUUUUUGGAUGACAAUAAAUUCUUUUCUCUUUCCACUUGCAAGUUCUGACUUUUUCUUGAGCAUUUUGGGUUGGCACCACUGUUCUCACAGAUUAGUAAAAAGGAUAUUAUUUACGUUCAGCAGAAGUGGCUGAUUGCGAUCGGACUCUGUAAGAUUCUUGUACUGGCGAGAACUGAGAAUGCCCCCAGCAUCCUUAGGAGGUUUAGGUCCUCGUGUGGCUGGAUACGUUAUGCGUUCCACUGGUCUGACCAAUCUUCCCGUGGCCAAGACUCCUCACUAUACGCUGACAACUUUAUAUGGCAAAACCUUGCGUGUACUGGAUAAGAUGCCAAAGGAUUCCGUCUAUCGACUGUCGGCGGAAAAGAUCGUCAAGGAACGUUUGGAUGCCGUCAAUAAGUAUAAAGAUUUGGUCCAACUAGAGCAGAGUAUCAACGCUGGCCUGGUGGAAGAAGUCAUUUUGCAAGCAGAGUUUGAAUUACAAUUAGCCAGAAAUAUGCUGGAGUACAAACCCUGGGAAGAAUUGGUUAAUAAACCGCCUGCGAACCAGUGGCAGUGGCCGUUCCGAUCUAUUGGAUCAAGUAUGAGUAGCUGAUCGCAAUAACGACACGAUUUGCCAUUUUCGUGUUGAAUUGUUUGUUCAAAAAUUGUGAAAUAAAGUACAUGUAUGUAUCCUUUUGUCACGAGAAUCACUGUUGCGUCUAUAUCUGUAAUCUGUUAGACAUAUUGUGAAUUAAAGUGCUAAUUCUUGA